Messenger RNA from Saitoella complicata NRRL Y-17804, 2002 nucleotides. Its product is annotated as HD-domain/PDEase-like protein. The annotation marks the transcript as partial. The record is from RefSeq and is a predicted model, not a curated record. Gene Ontology annotation, molecular function: 3',5'-cyclic-nucleotide phosphodiesterase activity. Gene Ontology annotation, biological process: signal transduction. Lineage: Eukaryota; Fungi; Ascomycota; Saitoellomycetes; Saitoellales; Saitoellaceae. The transcript has 2 exons.
UAUGGCGAGUUCGCGUUUGGAGGGUAGGGAGGAUGAGGAGCAGCGGACGGUUGCGUACAGAGUGGCGCGAUAUCUGAUUGAAAUUGAGUUUGAUUCAGUUCAAAUCCUCAGUAACAUCCCAGCGGAGCUCUACCAGUCCAACCUCGAACAGCCUUCGCUACUAAUUCUCCUACCACCAGAAGAGUCGUCGUCACCCAGAGACUCUGGAUUCACCCCAACAUCCCCCAUCGCAAACGCAGUACCAAGAAACGCCCUCGUUCAUAUCGUUACUCUCGGACCAACUUUUACCCUUGCGGCACUUCGGUCAUACAAGCAUAGUUUGGCACGUCUACAGGCAAUGUAUGCUGCUGAAGAAUUCGAAGGACUGAGAGAAGGAGGCGUGGAUGUUGCGGACAGAGAAGCAGCUGCCAAGGUUGCGCUCGGUAAACACCAGCAGGUUUGGUUGGGUGCCGGUCCGGGUACGCCAUCCAAGGAGUUCGAGUUCAUGAUCGACAAAUACACGCCUCACAAGUCCCAUCCAGAGGUCAAUCUUAAGCGGGAUUUGGACGCUAUCCACGACUUAAUGCCUCGUCAUAAGUCGCUGCUGCAUAGCUGGGACUUUCCGGCGCUGAGUUUGGAUGCGGAUGGGUUGAGCGUGACUGCGUUCUUGAUUUUGGAGCAUGUGAUGAACUUGGAGGGAUGUCAAAGAUACCGGAUCGGCAGUGAACGGCUGUGGACGUUUGUUAGGAAUGUGGAACGCGGAUACUGGGAGGGAAAUGCGUACCAUAACUGGACGCAUGCGGUCGAUGUGUUACAAGGAGUCUUCCAUUUCGCACGGAACGCGGGAUGGAUUGGGGAUAUCUCGGGCUACGAACAGGAUCCAAACUCGGAGUGGGAGGCAAGGGGUGGAAUGGGUGAGCCAGUCGUCGAGUUGACGCAUUGUGACGUGCUGGCGUUGUGUAUUGCGGCGAUUGGACAUGAUCUUGGACACCCUGGGUUGAACAACAACUUCUUGAUCAACGCUUGUGCACCAAUCGCGUUACUCUACAAUGACCGUUCGGUGCUGGAAAACUUCCACUGUUGUGCGUUGAGGGAGUUCUUGAGGAGGCAUUGGAUGGAGGUUUUGGUGCCUGAGAUUCGGAUCAGGAUUUUCGAGGCGGUGUUGAGUACUGAUAUGGCAUUGCAUUUCGAUUAUGUCGGCCGGAUUAAUCAGCUUUCGACGCCCGGAUUGGGUACGGAUGCGGAAGGAGCAAAGCGCCGUGGUUUGAUUUGUGCUGCACUCCUAAAGUGCGCUGAUAUCUCCAACGUCGCAAGGCCUUACGAGCUGUCUCUUGAAUGGUCAAGAGCCCUCAUCGAUGAGUUUGCUGCGCAAUCUCAGACGGAGCAGAAGUUGGGUCUGCCACCCGCUGUACCACCACCUGCGACGAAUGUCCAGGCGCAGAGUAAGGGACAGGUUGGUUUCAUUGACUUGUUUGCUUUGCCGCUGUUCAGGACUGUGGCGGGUGUGUUGCCGAGUAUGGGAUACUAUGUGGAGAGGAUGGUAAGAAACAGGGAGACUUGGGCCGUUGCGGGUGGUAUGCAGCCCUCACCAAUGACGUUGCCUAUACCACUUGGUGCUCCAGUACAGUCGCCACCACCACCAGCCCAGCAUGUUCCGCAGCCUGCACCACCGGCGAUGAGCCCACCUGCUGCGGUCGUGACUGUCGCACGGGGGAGCUCCCGAGCCUCGAGUCUUGAGGAGAAGCCUAUUCCGCCACCAAAGCCACUGCCGACCACGGCCAUGCCUCAAGUUCCCGUCUCUGUCGUUUCUCCAGGUACGAAUGGACGGACUACUCCCCCUUCACAAGCUCUGGCCCCACCAGGUUCUAGCUCAGGUGGUAGCAAUUCCUCGAGUUUGAGACAUGCUGUGUCAACACCCAAUUUCGCAAGAACUGAUAGCUCGAGUCCAAAGGAGGAGGGAACUAGCACUGGAGAGAAGAAAUGGAAACAGAAGUUGACGUUCUGGAAGAAGGGCAGGGAAUGA